Lasiosphaeria miniovina is the source of this 1315-nucleotide messenger RNA. RefSeq lists its product as uncharacterized. The coding region runs from base 166 to 1194 and encodes 342 amino acids. The record is from RefSeq and is a predicted model, not a curated record. The transcript has 2 exons. NCBI's taxonomy places the organism in Eukaryota, Fungi, Ascomycota, Sordariomycetes, Sordariales, Lasiosphaeriaceae.
UGGACUUAGAUACCUAUAUAAUUAACGCUGUCUUCGUGCCUCCUCAACUGUUUCCCUCACCAAGCAAGCAACCUCUUCUUCCAAGACUCAACUCUGCAUCGAAUUCGAGGCUUCGAACCAACCUCAAGUUCAAGACUCGCUCCAACUCGCUUCAACACUUUCAUCAUGGCACCAAAAUACGCCAAAGACCAGGGCCCCGGCUUCACUAACGCCGUCACCAAAGUGGCCAUCAUCGGGGCCGGCGGCAACGUCGGCAAGCACAUGGCCGCCGCGCUCGUGGCGACGGGCAAGCACACGGUGACGGCCAUCUCGCGCGAGGGCAGCGGCAGCGCGGUGCCGGCGGGCGUGGCAGUCGUGCGCGCCGACUACGCCAGCGAAGCGUCCCUCGUCGCAGCCAUGGCGGGCCAGCAGGUGCUCAUCAUCUCGCUGUCGAUCCACGCGGCGCCGGGCACGCACGACGCGCUCGUCGCCGCGGCCGCCAAGGCCGGCGUGCCGUACGUCAUGCCCAACGCGUACGGCGGCGACUUCACCAACGAGGCGCUCGCGCGCGAGAGCCUGCACGGCGCCACGGUGCGCGCCAACGUCGCCACCAUCGAGGCCGCCGGCGUCAGCGCCUGGAUCGCCCUGACCUGCAGCUUCUGGUACGAGUGGAGCGUGUCGGCCGGGCCGUCGGCCUACGGCUUCGACAUUGCGCAGCGCGCCGCGACCUUGUUCGACGACGGGGCCGAGAAGAUCAACACGAGCACGUGGGCGCAGUGCGGCCGCGCUGUCGCCGCGCUGCUCAGCCUCAAGGAACUGCCCGACGACGAGCGCGACACCGCGCCCGCCGUGGCGACCUGGGCCAACAAGCUGCUGUACGUGUCGAGCUUCCGCGUCUCGCAGCGCGACAUGCUCGACAGCUUGCACCGUGUGCUCGGCACCACCGACGCCGACUGGACGAUUGCCAAGGAGAGCUCGGCCGAGCGGUACAAGAAGGGCCUCGAGGAGCUGCAGAAGGGCGACCGGAGCGCUUUUGGCCGCGUGCUGUACACACGCGCUUUCUUCCCCAACGGCGGCGGUGACUACGAGUCGGUGCAUGGCCUGGCUAACAGCGUGCUGGGCCUACCCGAGGAGGACCUAGACGAGGCAACCAGGGCGGCUGUCGAGCUGACCAAGAACGGCUUCUGGGACAAGUUCAGCUACCAGAAUAACUAGUGAUUUGCGGCUCUAAGCUGUGGUUGGGGUGUUCGGUAUUCUUUGUAGCUGCAACAGUCCUGUACUUGCUUAAACCGUUGGGCAUCUUCUCUGGGCUUCACAUUCACCAUCUUGUAGCCUC